AAUCGACCCAUUUAUUCUUCUCCAGGCACGCUGCAUUUGGCAUUUUAGCGAGGCGUUUUUAUUUCAAAGGCAAUCUAGAUUGCGAUGCAUGGGGUUUCUGAUCUUUUCUUUUCUAAGAAAAAAAGAGGGGGGAAAACAUCAUCUUCUGAGGGAACUAUAGAGAUUUUUUUGAACAUUCUGGCAUUUUUGCAUAUCUACCUAUCCUUAGGCAUUGGCUCUAUUCGCCACCAAUUGAAUAUUUAUACCUGGAGAUGCAUUUGCAUCUCCAAUACAUACCUUCUUUGCUGCCUUAGUACAGUGGGAUUGUGAGUGUAAAGUGCCAUGUCUACCCUCAUAUUUCACAUGAUGCUCUUCUAUGUGCGAUAUCAUUACAGUUGGUUUUAUU
Trichoderma harzianum CBS 226.95 is the source of this 385-nucleotide messenger RNA. RefSeq lists its product as hypothetical. Bases 85 to 309 code for a protein of 74 amino acids. The transcript has a single exon. Lineage: Eukaryota; Fungi; Ascomycota; Sordariomycetes; Hypocreales; Hypocreaceae. The record is from RefSeq and is a predicted model, not a curated record.